This is a messenger RNA of Tripterygium wilfordii, 2421 nucleotides long. Its product is annotated as probable L-type lectin-domain containing receptor kinase VI.1. Gene Ontology annotation, biological process: protein phosphorylation. Gene Ontology annotation, molecular function: carbohydrate binding; protein kinase activity; ATP binding. Lineage: Eukaryota; Viridiplantae; Streptophyta; Magnoliopsida; Celastrales; Celastraceae. Bases 67 to 2118 code for a protein of 683 amino acids. The transcript has a single exon. The record is from RefSeq and is a predicted model, not a curated record. Gene Ontology annotation, cellular component: plasma membrane.
CUAUUGACUUUGAAGAUUUCAAGCUUGCUUCCUUCCAUUAUUACUUCAGAUUUCUCUUGUAUAUGUAUGCGUUUUACGUUUGUUUUAUCUUCUACUAGACUCGGAAAUCUAAUGGCCAUUGUACAAGUUUUUUUGGCUUUCUUUCUCUUGCAGCAUGUUCCUUCUGUACUUUCUCAAGCUCCAAACACUGAAUUCAUCUUCAAUGGAUUCAAUGGUAGUGAUAGUGAGAGGAAACUUAUCUUAGAGGAGGCUUCCAUUUUCAAGCCUACUGGUGCACUUAGGCUCACAAACAAUUCCCACAAUGUUAUGGGCCAUGUAUUCUAUAACCAAUCUAUACAAAUGAUUGAUAGAACCUCUUCUAAUUCUUCAAAUGCUUCCUCUUUCAGCACAUCAUUUGUUUUCGCAAUAAAACCGCCGAAUCCCGGCCCCGGUGGUCAUGGCAUCGCCUUCACCUUGUCGCCCGAACCACAGUUUCCCGGUGCUCAAGCUGAUCAUUAUCUUGGCAUCUUCAAUUCUAUCAACGAUGGAAAAGCUUCGAACCAUGUUUUCGCUGUUGAAUUCGAUACGGUUAAUGGGUUCAAUGACCGUGUGGAUUCUAAAGGAAACCAUGUUGGAAUCAACAUCAACAGCAUGACCUCCUACGCAUCAGAACCGGCUUCUUACCACACCAGCAACACAAAUAAAGAGGAUAUUUGGUUGGAGAGCGGCGAUCCGAUCCACGCUUGGAUAGAGUAUGAUGGUUUAAAUAAACUUGUGAAUGUAACAAUAUCUCGAUUAGAAAUUGAAAAACCAGGGGAACCUCUCCUCUCCUAUGGUGUCGACUUGACUUCUAUCAUUAAAGAGAAGAUGUAUGUUGGCUUCUCUGCCUCCACAGGACAGAAAGUCAGCUCCCAAUACAUCUUGGGAUGGAGUUUUGCGUUGAAUUCAACUCAGGCUCCUCCAAUCAAUGUUUCUAUGCUUCCUGUGAUUCCAAAUGAGAAGAAUUCCUCUAAUUACAAGCCAUCUACCAUUUUACUUAUAUCGGUUUUCUCUAGUGUCAUCGUACUGCUGUCAGUAUCGGGGCUUUUUGUGCUAUACAGAAGGAGGACAUGGGAUGAGAGCCUCGAAGAGUGGGAAUUGGAUUGUCCUCGCAGGUUCAGAUACAGAGAUCUGUACAGAGCAACAAAGGGUUUCAAAGACAGUGAGAUGGCUGGAGUUGGCGGAUUCGGUGUAGUUUACAAAGGAGUGUUACCCAAUAAUGGUACUGAACUUGCUGUUAAGAAGAUUAGUCGUAAUUCAAUUCAAGGUUUGAGAGAAUUCGCGGCAGAGAUUGAAAGUUUGGGGAGAUUAAGGCACAAGAACUUGGUCAAUCUUCAAGGUUGGUGCAAGAAAAAAAAUGAUCUUCUUAUAGUGUAUGAGUACAUUUCAAAUGGAAGCCUUGAUUUUCUCCUCUUCAACCCACCAAAUGGCUUUGUUUUGAGUUGGGAACAAAGAUUCAACAUCCUCAAAGGCAUAGCUGCAGGGUUGCUGUAUUUACAUGAAGAAUGGGAGCAGGUUGUGAUUCAUCGUGACGUGAAGUCGAGCAAUGUACUCAUAGAUGCUGAUAUGAAUGCUCGAUUAGGCGACUUCGGUCUAGCUAGAUUGCAUGAUCAUGGUGCAUUGUCACAAACUACUAAUGUUGUUGGCACAAUUGGGUAUAUUGCUCCUGAAUUGGCUCGGACCGGCAAGCCUUCUACGAGGUCAGAUGUGUUUGCAUAUGGGGUUUUGCUUCUUGAAGUGGCUACUGGAAGAAGGCCUAUUGAUUCAACUACAUUCAUAUUGGUGGAUUGGGUGAUGGAGUGCCAAGAACUAGGUCAAAUUCUGGAAGUGGUAGAUCCGCAGCUCGGCUCGGAUUAUUCAGUUGAAGAGAUGGAGUUGGUUUUGAGGUUGGGGCUACUUUGUUCUCACAAUCAACCAGAAGCUAGGCCUACCAUGAGAGAAGUCACUAGAAUCUUUAAUGGGGAUGAAAAUCUUCCAGAGACUGCUUUCUCUAGCUCCAUGGAUUCUAGAUGGAGUGGAAGAAUGACCUCAAGAUACAUAGAAGCAGCUUCUUGCUCUUCUUUUGGCAUAUCUUUUAAUUCUAUAGAUGCAGGCAGAUAGGAUCCAAGUCCGAGUAAUUCUAUGAUCGAAAAUCAUAAAGCUCUCAGUAGUUGGUAUCCCAGUUGGUCGAUACAGAUGAUUAAGUGAAUUCGUGGAUUUCAUAUGUCUCACAUGAUGCACAUGAAAUCUCGUGUAUAUAACUCAAUGGUGAGGAUAAUUGGAAUAUCAAUUUAUUAAAAUAGAAGUUACGACCUAUUUUAAUAAGUUGACUUUGUAAAGGUAUUUUUUAAUAAGUUUACUUUGUAAACGUAAUUUAAUAAGUUUCACUUGACUUUGUUAUCAUUCUUACUACGUCUUCUAUUG